Menidia menidia (Atlantic silverside) is the source of this 1520-nucleotide messenger RNA. NCBI's taxonomy places the organism in Eukaryota, Metazoa, Chordata, Actinopteri, Atheriniformes, Atherinopsidae. The record is from the annotation of a GenBank genome assembly.
AAUAUUUCCAAUGACAAAGCGCUGUGUCUCUAUGAAACUAAUGGAGUGACUCAUACAUACUUCCUCAGCCUAUCCCAGGCUCUGUUUGUCAAUGUUAUCUGUGGACCUUUGCACCUCCCACUCUCAGCACGCCUUACAUUACAAAUCCAUUUACUGCUUACAGUCAGUUUCAAGGGGGACAUCUCUCUGAGAACAUAAACCAACUGAGGAGAAACUUACUGAGGGGAGAAGUUUUACAGCAGCCGGUCAAAAUGUGCACAGGAAAAUGUUCCCGCUGCAUUGCAGUUGCUCUGUAUCCGCUGGUCCUCAUAUCCAUAAUCUGCAACAUUGUGCUGUUCUUUCCUGCCGGAGAUGUCAAAUACGCUAACGACGGGCACAUCACAGAGGAGGUGAAAUACAUGGGGGGGCUUAUAGGAGGAGGCGUCAUGGUGCUGAUCCCAGCUCUCCACAUUCACUUGACUGGAGCACAGGGCUGCUGUGCAAAUCGCUGUGGGAUGUUUUUAUCCAUUGCGUUCGCUGCCCUGGGUGUGGUUGGCGCCCUGUACAGCCUCGCUGUGGCAGCACUGGGCUUGAAGAAUGGGCCCUUAUGUAGAAAUGUGCUGUUUCUGUGGACAACACCGUUUAAAGACAGUGGCAGCGAUUACCUGACAGACCAAUCAUCGUGGGCGAGGUGUAGAGAGCCGGAGAACAUUGUGGCGUUUAACAUCGGACUGUUCAGCACUCUGCUGGCCACCAGCUGCCUGCAGCUCAUUCUCUGCGCCGCUCAGAUGAUAAACGGGCUCUUUGGCUGUCUGUGUGGGACCUGCGUAGACAAAGGGCCCCUGUGAGGUCCUGGCAGCUGACUGGCACUCUCUGGUGGAAAACUGACUGUAGUCCACUUGGCAGCAAGAAAUAUUCCCAUUAAAAUUAUUUUCUACUUUUUUUUAUAUUGUUGUAUGUUAUAUAUUAUUUUAAAAGCACGGCAAAAUCCUAAAAGGAGCAUAGCAUUUGGCCAGUGGUAUGACCUGUAGAUGCAUAUGACAGGUAGUUUAUUUUGCUUGUUUGGUCAGCUCAAGGAACCUGUUCAUGAUUCCCAUUUUUAAAAAUUCAGGGUUUGUUUGAAAAUGUUUUCAAGCUUAAAUGUAAAAGAUAAAUUAAUGAAAACAAUCAAAUAUUAAGCUGUGUGCUGUGUUGCUUCUGUUAUCAUAUCCUCUAAAUGUGAUUGUUUUAUGCCACAUUUUUGUUUGCUUUUAUCUUCUGUGCUCUCUGUGCCUUUUUGACUUUUGCAAACCUGUGAAAAGUGCUACAUAAAUAAAGCCUACUUACUGAACUCUAACAUGUGACAGGUUUCAAGUUACAAAUCUAUAAAACAUGUUUUUUGGAACCUUUGCCAAAUGCAAUGUGCAGGCGGGAGUUGAGCACCAUAAAGACUGACAGUGUGAAUGUACACAGACACACACACACAACCACAUGCACACACACAGUGGUGACCCAGGAGUGGAACAUUACAGGUGCACAAAACAGACAUCACUGCUGGACCA